Molecule: messenger RNA, 1854 nt
Organism: Rubroshorea leprosula
Lineage: Eukaryota; Viridiplantae; Streptophyta; Magnoliopsida; Malvales; Dipterocarpaceae
Source: the annotation of a GenBank genome assembly
ACGGUGCUCUUCUAUUAUAGGAUCUCCAUAGUAGUGAAACAAACAAAGAAGAUUCACUUCCUUCAUCAUGUGUAAUCAGAGCACCACCACUCCUCCUCUUACCAACGUAGCCGCCACCAUCGAUAUACCGCCGCAAACCCAUCUGUAUUUCGAUCUCUUGCCACCACUCAACCCCAAAACUAACCCACAGAAGCAACAGCAACAAUUUUCUGCCUCGGAGAUUGUUGCCGAGGCAAAAUCCCUCUUCAGCCUUGCCUUCCCUAUAGUCUUAACCGCUCUCAUUCUCUACUCUCGCUCCAUCAUUUCCAUGCUUUUCCUCGGCCGCCUCGGCGACAUUGAACUGGCCGCGGGCUCACUGGCUAUUGCUUUUGCAAACAUCACGGGGUACUCUGUUCUUUCCGGUCUUGCUCUAGGCAUGGAGCCACUCUGUUCCCAAGCCGUCGGUGCCCAAAGACCCAAACUCCUAUCUCUUACUCUUCAUCGUUCUGUAAUUUUCCUCUUGGUUUCUUCCAUACCCAUUUCUUUAUUCUGGCUAAAUAUGUCUGAAAUCAUGGUUUAUCUUCGCCAAGAUCCCAAUAUCACCCACAUGGCUCAGACGUAUUUGCUCUUCUCCCUCCCCGAACUCUUCACCAAUUCCUUCAUUCACCCAAUCCGCAUUUACCUUCGCUCUCAAGGCAUCACAUAUCCCCUCACUCUAGCAUCCCUCGCCGCCACCAUUUUCCAUUUACCCAUCAAUUUUCUUUUAGUCUCCCAUUUCAAGUUCGGCGUUGCCGGUGUUGCGGCAGCCGCCGCGGCAUCCAACUUUUUUGUCCUGUUGUCAUUGGUUGCUUACAUCUGGGCCACCGGAUUGCACGAGCCCACAUGGAUCAAACCAACCUGGGAAUGCUUAACGGGUUGGCAGCCUCUACUCCGGCUGGCGGCGCCGAGUUGCGUAUCGGUCUGUUUGGAAUGGUGGUGGUACGAGAUCAUGAUCGUGCUCUGCGGCCUGUUGGCCAACCCAAAGGCGACGGUUGCGUCAAUGGGGAUUUUGAUACAGACGACGUCGUUGAUUUACGUGUUCCCGUCGUCGUUCGGGUUCGCGGUUUCAACCCGCGUGGGUAAUGAGCUGGGCGCCAAUCGCCCUCACGCCGCGAAAUUAUCUGCUGUAGUCGCGGUGGUUAUAGCCGCCAUCAUGGGUCUAUCAGCUUCGAUGUUCGCGUCUGGGAUGAAGGAUAUGUGGGGCCGGAUGUUUACAAAUGACCCCAAUAUCCUACAGCUGACGUCGGCGGCGUUGCCGAUUCUCGGUCUCUGCGAACUCGGAAACUGCCCGCAGACGGUGGGUUGUUGCGUCCUGAGAGGUAGUGCUCGGCCAUCCACGGCGGCUAACGUGAACCUUGGCGCGUUCUAUCUGGUGGGCAUGCCGGUAGCCAUUGGGCUUGGGUUUUGGAUGGGAGUUGGAUUUUGUGGGCUUUGGUUGGGCCUAUUGUCAGCCCAAUUGUGCUGCGCUGGGCUGAUGCUGUAUGUGGUGGGGUCAACGGAUUGGGAGCUGGAAGCGAAGAAAGCCCAAAUGCUGACGUGUGUCGAUACAACAAUACCCAUGGUUAGAGAUGAUAAAGGGAAAAGGGGAGCACAUGGCUUUAAAAACAAAACCCAAACUCUAAAAUUAGAAGUUGAAAUGUCUCAUUUUUGAGUUUGUUAAUUAAUUGUUUAUUUUUGGUAAGGAGAUGAUUAACAAAAAAAAUUGUUAACUACAUCUCCAUUCUGACUCAAUGCACCAAUCGUAUUCACAAAAUACCAACCUCAAGGAAAUGUGGUGCUUGUUUUAGCUUUUUGAAAAUAAUGAUUUGUGGAAUCUAAUAGAAUGAAUUAAAUAUU